GAAUAACAAAAAGCGACUGUUCAGAAGACGCCAACGCAAACGCCAUUACUCUCCUCUCUUUUUCUCUCCUCUUCGCUUUUGUUCCUUUCUCGGUCCUCUUCGUCUACGCAGCGACCUUUCAAUACCCCAUUGCUCACGCUCUUCUCCUCUGCGUCACACGCUCUGUAUCGUGUAUUCUUUUGUUUUCUGCCUCUGGGUCUCGAUUUGUUCUUUCUCUUUAUCGCCAAAGAUUUUCACUUGGCAACAUGACCGGGGUUCCUGAAGGAGGGUCUGAAUCUGUAACCCUUGAUCUGCUUAAGCAUAAGAUGGCUGAGUUUGCGAAGGAGAGAGAUUGGGAACGGUUUCACAGCCCCAGGAACCUCCUCCUUGCUCUGGUGGGUGAAGUGGGCGAACUUUCUGAGAUAUUCCAGUGGAAAGGCGAGGUUCCGAAGGGUCUUCCAGAUUGGAAAGAAGAAGAGAAAGUUCAUCUUGGUGAAGAACUCUCUGAUGUGUUGCUUUACCUUGUGAGGCUGUCUGAUAUAUGUGGUGUUGAUCUUGGAAAAGCUGCUCUCAGAAAAGUUGAACUCAAUGCUAUCAAAUACCCAGCCACAGUAUGCAAAGAAACUUCAGCCAAACAGAACCAGAACACCAGCGAUGUCACUGAUAAUGAUAAUCUGCCUGAGUGAACUUCCAUGGAUUCAUCACCAAGUCGUCUUCACUUGUUAUUAUCUGACAUUGAGGGUUUGGUGAAUAGUGAAUACUGUAGGGAACUCUGGUUCUAAGCCUAAUGGUACUAUAGUUAUAUAGAUUAUGGUCAAUAAGUUACAGAUGAUAGGGUUGUGUCUUCAAAUGGGUAUAGAAGACAUGGAGGUAGGGUUUGUGUGACAUUGCAUGGAGACUAGUUUGGUUUGGUUGGCUGGUGGAAUGAUCUUUUUGGGUACAAUUAUUCUCACAUAUUUUGUCACUGUCUUGGCCGACUGAAUAGGACUCUUUGACGAGAUAUGAGAUUAUAUUGAAAGUUGAAGUCAUUUCUUUA
Molecule: messenger RNA, 1015 nt
Organism: Prosopis cineraria
Lineage: Eukaryota; Viridiplantae; Streptophyta; Magnoliopsida; Fabales; Fabaceae
Exons: 2
Coding region: 246-665 (139 amino acids)
Biological process (GO): nucleoside triphosphate catabolic process
Molecular function (GO): nucleoside triphosphate diphosphatase activity
Source: RefSeq, a predicted model, not a curated record